Aureococcus anophagefferens is the source of this 522-nucleotide messenger RNA. RefSeq lists its product as hypothetical. Gene Ontology annotation, biological process: protein phosphorylation. NCBI's taxonomy places the organism in Eukaryota, Pelagophyceae, Pelagomonadales, Pelagomonadaceae. Gene Ontology annotation, cellular component: cytoplasm. The record is from RefSeq and is a predicted model, not a curated record. Gene Ontology annotation, molecular function: ATP binding; protein serine/threonine kinase activity. The transcript has a single exon. The annotation marks the transcript as partial.
AUGCGCUACGUCGCGGACCACAGCGGCUCCGGCGGCCCGGACCUGCGCGAGGCGACGUGCAAGGUCCGCGCGCUUGGCCACGGCUCCUUCGGGUCCGUCUGGCUCGCCUUCCACGGGCCGACGCAGCGCGUCGUCGCCGUCAAGGAGGUCUCCGUCGACGCGCGCGCGAAGCGCAAGCGCGCGGUCAGCGAGGUCGCGCGGAACGCGAGCCAGGCCGCGGGCCUCCGGUGCCGCGCGGGCGCGUCGGACCACGUGCUCCGCUUCUACGGCUCCUACGUCGACGACGCCGCCGACGUCGUCGGCCUCGUGCUCGAGUACAUGGACGGCGGGUCCCUGGACCAGUUCGCGGGCGCGCCGGAGCUCGCGCUCUUGUGCGACGACGCGUUCCGUCUGAUCGCGUCGGGCGCCGCGCGGGGCCUCGCGCACCUCCACGGCCUCCGCGUCAUCCACCGCGACGUCAAGCCCGCGAACGUGCUCCUGAGCUUUUCCGGCGCCGUGAAGAUCGGCGACCUGGGUCUGGCG